AUGGCUCAAGUAACAUCAACUAUUCCAAGUUUAGACCAUUUCGACUGUGGAGGCGACCCGGUUUCCGUCGGUGUAAGAUGGGAAAAAUGGAAACGCGCGCUGGAGAUAUACUUUCUGGCCGCUAAUAUUGUCGACGGUGUGGUCAAGCGGGCCACUUUACUACAUCUUGGUGGCCUUUCUUUGCAAGAUGUCUAUUACAAUUUGCCGGGUGCUCACGCCGAAGAAGCAGAGGACGUGGAUGUCUAUAAUGUGGCUAUGGAAAAAUUAGAUGCUUAUUUUUCUCCUAAGCAGAGUAGAUAUUAUGAACGCUACAUCUUUAGACUUAUGAAACAAGAUGAAGGCGAAAGGUUUGAAGCUUUUCUUGUGAGACUUCGUCAACAGGCUGACAAAUGUAAAUUUACGGCAAAGGACGAACAUUUAAUUGACCAAAUCAUUGAAAAAGGAAAUAGCUCUGAAUUGCGAAAAAAGAUUUUGUCGGCCGGCGAUAGUGUCACUUUACACCAAGUGAUCACUAUAGCUACCACACUGGAGACUGUCAAUAGGCAACUAGACACGUUUGGGAAAGCUGGAUCAUUUAAGGCGGGUGACAUAGAUAAAUCGGAUAUCAAUAAAAUUGACACUAAAAAAGUACCAGCUAGAGGUACCGCAAAGACUUGUUACCGAUGCGGUAACAACAAACACUUGUCUUUUGCACCCGAAUGCCCUGCCAGGGACAAAAAAUGUUUGAAAUGUGGGAUUGUCGGACAUUUUAAAGACUACUGUAAAACUAGAAAACGGAAAUUUGAACACAAAAAAGAUGGAAAAUUUGAUAAAACAAAAAGGCAAAAGUUUGACAACCCACAAAAGGAUACCGAAGAAGUGGACUAUGUAUUCCAUUUAGAUGACGAUGAGGUUAUCAACUGUCAGGUCGGUGGUGUCACUAUUGAGAUGUUGAUAGACUCUGGGUGUAGAUGCAAUAUCAUUACUGAUGAAACGUGGGAAUAUUUAAAGAGCCAUAACGUGAAAACCUCAAACCAAAUCGCAAAUCCUGACAAGACAUUAGUGGCUUAUGGCAGUCAAACGCCGCUGGAGGUAACAGGGAGAUUCGAGGCACAUAUAUACAUUCGUGAUGGACUUGAAACAACGGCAACCCUAUAUGUCAUUCGAAAUGGGUCGCGUAACCUCAUGGGAAGGAUAACCGCAAAACAACUCGGCGUUCUUCAGACUGGCAUACCGGUUAACAACAUCAGUACAUUUCCUAAAUUCAAAGGUGUUAAAAUUCAAAUUCCAAUCGAUGAUAAGGUAAAACCGGUUAGCCAACCGUAUAGAAGGAUACCGAUACCUUUGGAAGAAAAAGUAAACUCAAAAUUGAUAGAACUCCAAGAAGCUGAUAUCAUCGAAGAGGUAAACGGGCCUUCGCAAUGGGUAUCGCCUAUGGUACCCGUGCUCAAGGAAAAUGGCGACCUUCGAAUUUGUAUCGACAUGAGGAGGGCUAAUGAAGCUAUUAUAAGGGAGAACCACCCUCUUCCUACGAUGGAUGAAUUGCUACCCCAUUUCAGACAAGCGAAAUUCUUUUCUCGGCUUGACAUAAAAAAUGCUUUUCAUCAACUAGAGAUUGACGAAGACAGCAGACACAUUACAACCUUCAGCACCAGUAAAGGAUUAUUUCGGUACAAAAGGUUAAUGUUUGGGGUGUCAUGCGCGCCGGAAAUGUUCCAAAAGGUGCUAGAGAAGAUGUUGUUAGGAUGUGAAGGUACUGCAAACUUCAUCGAUGACAUCAUUAUAUACGGAUCUGAUGAAAAAGAACACGAUACGCGGCUUAAGAAAGUCCUACAGGUGUUAAAAGACAACGACGUCCAGCUUAAUGAAUCCAAAUGCAUUUAUAAGACAGAUAAAAUUGAGUUCCUUGGCCAUGAACUCACUGCUAAAGGGGUAAAACCACUCGACAAAUAUAUCCAAGCCAUUCAGUCGGCGAAGAGACCAACCAAUGUUGAGGAGAUUCAAAGUUUUCUCGGAUUGGUUAAUUAUGUGGGGAAGUGGAUUCCUAAUUUGGCAUCAUUAACGGAACCCCUUCGUCAGCUCGUACGACUUAAAUUAAGCAAAACGACGGACCUUCGUAAAUAUUGGACUAGCUCCCAAGAACAAGCGUUUGACACAUUAAAAACGAGGUUGUCAAGCAUACAAACGCUGGGCUACUAUAAUCCGGCUGACAGAACGCAAAUAGUAGCUGAUGCAUCUCCCGUAGGUCUUGGGGCCCUGCUGAUACAAAUAGGUCAAAAUGGUCCCCGUGUCAUAGCGUUCGGUAACAAGAGCCUAACCGACUGUGAGAAAAGAUAUUGCCAGACCGAGAAAGAGGCCUUGGCCCUAGUCUGGGCAGUCGAACAUUUUAAAACGUAUUUGUUCGGCAAAGAGUUUGAGAUUAUAAGCGACCACAAGCCCUUGGAAACCAUAUUUGGUCCCAGAUCUAAACCGUGCGCACGUAUUGAGCGCUGGGUUCUCCGCUUGCAGGCCUACAAAUACAAGGUGAUUUACCGGCCAGGCAAGGACAAUAUUGCCGACCCCAUUUCUCGGCUUUGCCAAUCAAUCAGUCCCAAACCGUUUGACAAUGAAAAUUAUAUUAAUGCGAUCGUACAAUACAGCAGGCCGACAGCAGUACCACUAAAAGAAAUUGAAGCCGUCUGUGCCACAGAUGAAGAAAUAAUGGCGCUUAAAAGUGGAAUGUAUGAAAACAAAUGGCAUGAAUCGGUCAGCGCUUAUAAAGCCUUCCAAACUGAGAUCUGUUUUCAAGGAAAUAUUGCUUUAAGAGGAAACAAAUUGAUUAUCCCCAAAGAACUUCGAGACAGAGUACUGGAAGCUGCACAUCAAGGUCAUCCCGGUAUCGUAGCCAUGAAGACUCGUCUCAGAACUAAAGUGUGGUGGCCAAAGAUAGAUCGAGACGCUGAAAACAGAGUUAAGGCCUGUAAAGGAUGCACACUCGUUUCAGCACCUAACGCCCCACACCCUAUCAAGAGACGAGAGCUUCCAGUCGAACCCUGGAUCGAUGUUGCGGUUGACUUUUUAGGACCUCUGCCAUCAAACGAUUACAUACUGGUUCUCAUCGACUACUAUAGUCGCUACAAAGAAAUCAAGAUUAUGCGAAGUAUCACGGCUGUAGAUACAGUUAGGGUCCUAAAAGAAAUAUGCUCCCGUUUGGGAUAUCCUGCGACUCUGACAUGCGAUAAUGGUAAUCAGUUUACCAGCCAGACCUUCAAGACUUUCUGUAAGGAAUGCAACAUUGUAAUAUACAACACGAUUCCUUAUUGGCCGCAGAUGAACGGCGAAGUCGAACGCCAAAACAGAGAUGUACUUAAACGGCUGAAAAUCAGCCAAGUAGAGAAAAAGAACUGGAAAGAUGAUCUCCUAGAAUACCUAAUUAUGUACAACAGCACUCCACACUCCACCACAGGUAAAACACCUUCAGAACUCUUCUUCCGAAGGCAGUUCCGAGACAAAAUACCCACAGCGGCUGAUAUGGAGUGCAAAAUAUUCGAUUCAGAUGUAAGAGAUAGGGAUAAAGAAAAGAAAGAAAAGGGACGGGAAUAUACGGAUAGGAAGAGGAAAGCAGCAGACAGUAAUCUAGAAAUCGGUGAAAAGGUCUACGUCAAAAACCUAAUAAAAGAUAACAAACUUACUCCUAACUUUAAUCCUGAUUCGCACACUGUUACAGACGUAAGCGGUGGUGAUGUUAGAGUAAGGAAUGACGCGACUGAAAAAGAAUAUCGCAGAAAUGUUGUUCACCUCAAGAAAGCUGAAACUGGUGAAUGGUCUGUUGUAAAUAAAAAUAGCGAAAGUGCACCCCUACCGGACCAAGAUCAAAAUGAAGAUUAA
Molecule: messenger RNA, 3846 nt
Organism: Cydia strobilella
Lineage: Eukaryota; Metazoa; Arthropoda; Insecta; Lepidoptera; Tortricidae
Exons: 1
Coding region: 1-3846 (1281 amino acids)
Biological process (GO): DNA integration
Molecular function (GO): zinc ion binding; nucleic acid binding
Source: RefSeq, a predicted model, not a curated record